AUGACUACAUAUUUACCAACUAUAAUAUUGGAUCCAUUUGAAAAAUAUAGACCAUUUCCUGAAAAUCCUAAAAAUUUAUUUGAAGCUCAUUGGCAUGAAAUAAUUGGAUCAGUUAUAUUUUAUUUUACAAUUCAACAAUUAUCAAAACCAAUUUCAAAAUAUUUUUUUGGUAAACAUUAUAUAAAUUUAAAACCUAAUACUAAAAUAAAUUUUGAUGUUCAUAUAACUUCAAUGGUACAAUGUUUUAUAUCAAUUGGUUUAUUAAUACCUCAUUUUAAUAAUCCUCAUUUUCAAAAUAGAUUAAAUGAUCCAAUAAAUUCAUUAUUAGGUUCAACUCCAUUUGGUACUUUACUUGCUUCAUUAACUGCUGGAUAUUUUAUUUGGGAUUUAUUCAUUUGUUUAAAAUAUUAUAAAUUAUUUGGUAUUGGAUUUUUAUUACAUGCAAUUGCUGCAUUAUAUGCAAUGGGUUGUGCUUUCAUUCCUUAUUGUCAACCUUGGGGUGCUGCAUUUUUAUCAUUUGAGUUAAGUACACCAUUUGUAAAUUUAAAUUGGUUUGCUUCUCAUUUACCUGUAGGGACAUUUAGUGAUAAAUUUAUAAUUAUAAAUGGUUUAUUAUUAAUGAUUGUAUUUUUUUUUGUUAGAAUUAUAUGGGGAAUAUAUGCUGUUAUUCAAAUGGGUAAUGAUAUGUUAUAUUCAUUAGAUCAAAUUAAUUUAUUUAUACCUUUUUCAAUAUUAUUAAUGAAUUUUGGUUUAAAUUUAUUAAAUAUUUAUUGGUUUUAUAAAAUGGUUAAAAUUGCAAUGAAAAAAGCAAAUGGUAAUAAAACAAAAACAGUUUCAUCAUCAAAACAAACUUCAAAAGUAGAUUAA
Molecule: messenger RNA, 867 nt
Organism: Lodderomyces jiufengensis
Lineage: Eukaryota; Fungi; Ascomycota; Pichiomycetes; Serinales; Debaryomycetaceae
Exons: 1
Coding region: 1-867 (288 amino acids)
Biological process (GO): lipid homeostasis
Cellular component (GO): endoplasmic reticulum; membrane
Source: RefSeq, a predicted model, not a curated record